GGAGGGGCCGGGACGGCCGAGUGAGCGGCGGCCGCAGCUGCAGCUGGACAGCCCGCGGGCGGCUCGGGGCCGCGCGCCUGGAACCUCGCGGGGCGGGCGGGCGCGGCACCCCCUGCCUGGCCGCCUGUGCCCGGGGGAGGCGGCCCACGCGCGACGGGACCAGCAGCAUGAGCAGCGGCUACAGCAGCCUGGAGGAGGACUCCGAGGACUUCUUCUUCACCGCCAGGACCUCCUUCUUCAGGAGAGCGCCCCAGGGCAAGCCCCGCACCGGCCAGCAAGAUGUGGAGAAAGAGAAGGAAACCCACAAUUACCUCAGCAAAGAGGAAAUCAAAGAGAAAGUUCACAAGUACAACUUAGCAGUCACAGACAAGCUGAAGAUGACCUUGAAUUCAAAUGGGAUUUACACUGGCUUCAUCAAAGUGCACAUGGAACUCUGCAGACCCCCCCAGACGUCUCCGAGCCUCGGAAAGCUUGCUCCUACUAGCAAUGGCUGUACGAACACGCUUCACAUCAGCAGCAUGAACACCGUCGGGGAAGUGAUCGAGGCCCUGCUCAAGAAGUUUCUCGUGACCGAGAGCCCUGCCAAGUUUGCACUUUAUAAGCGUUGUCACAGGGAAGACCAAGUCUACGCCUGUAAGCUCUCAGACCGGGAACAUCCGCUCUUCCUGCGUUUGGUGGCCGGGCCCAGGACGGACACACUUAGUUUUGUUCUUCGUGAACAUGAGAUCGGAGAGUGGGAAGCCUUCAGCCUUCCAGAACUGCAGAAUUUCUUGCGGAUCUUGGACAAGGAGGAAGAUGAGCAACUGCAGAACCUGAAGAGGCGCUAUGCCGCCUACAGACACAAGCUGGAAGAAGCGCUCGGUGAGGUGUGGAAACCUGACUAAGGUGCGGGGCUCCCUGCCGCUCGGGAAGGAAAGGCGCAUGACCUGUGUACAAGCCUACAAGCCGGCACAAGUGUCUCCUCGAUGGAGGGCUGUCUUCUCGCCCCGUGACGCUAGGGUCUUCCCUCUUUGAUCUCUAGAUCUAGUUCCCAAAACCUGGUCCCACGGCAUCACGCACCUUCGGCAUGUUCUGUAAGGGAUCCUGCAAGCUUGUUCUGUUACAGCACUGUGGUGUUACCUCUCGGCAAGCUGUGAAUCUGUAGUCUCAUCUGGAGCCAUCUAGACUGCUUCAAAGCAUGGACUCUGGGUUUUGUUUUUUUGAUUUUUUUUUUUUUUAAUUCCUUACUUUCUUUUAGUUACUUUAAUUAUGUGAUGAUGUUAAGCUGAAGGAUGUGCAAAUGAUUUUUUAAAAGCUUAACAAGGAAUCUAUCUGAAUACUUGUCCUGUGUCGAAACUACCUGUUUGUUUUUUGUUUUUGUUUUUGUUUUUUUGUUUUUGUUUUUAAAUGUCAGAGGAAGUGAUCCAUGUGAACUGUAAGGCACAGGAAGCUAGGAACUCUGAAGGCUUUGUGUGAAGGGUUUUGUAGGAGUUUGACAAAGAAAGUGAAGAGCAAGUUUGGAAGAAGGCAGGAGUGGAAGUUGGGGAGCUCUAUAGGAACGUGAUUUGGGUGACGAGUUGGUGGUAGGGGAGAAAGAUGUAUUUGCUGAUGAGGUGAACGCAUUCAGUUCUGAGAUGUUAAACCCAUGGUAGUACUGCUUGAUUUCCUGGUGAGUCAAGUAUAGGAACAGAGCCAAAGAAAGUAGGAGCUAGACCAAAAGGAGGGACUGGGAAGUCUGCAGCUGAGCAGAACAUUCCGGCAAGUGGACCUUGCAGACCCAGACAGACAGGAGUCAUGCCGCUGGGGCUGCCCUCCCUGUGGACGGUCCAGUGCUCUCUCCUCAGGGCGGUGGGACCAUUUGCUAACUCUUGUUAUGUUGUGGUUCCCCCUCCCCCUCCCCAGCUGUUUUCUGGGUUGAAAAAGAGUCUGGGUGGGGGCCGCUUGGCAGGUAGAGAGCUCAAAGCAUACUUUCGUGACAAUCAGUCCCCUGUCUCCCCCUUUUCCUCCCUUUCCCGUCCCUUCCUCCUCCUCCAUUCUCCCCUCUUUUUUCCUUCCCGCUUCCUCUUACAGUCUGUUCUGACCUAAGGUAGAAUAGGGAUGUGGAUUACAUAGACCCAGCGCCAUCAGACCCUCCUUCCGUAGGACUGCUUGGCUGUAAGGAGGAGGGUGGCAAGAAAGGGAGCCCCUCCCCCCAGCUGAUCACACAAGAGGGGUUCUUUUUGGAAAUGCUUUAACAAAAGUGCAUGUUCCUACCAACCAAAGAAAGGUAUGUGCAAUAGGAACCUUCCUUAAAGCAGGCUAAGUAACCUCAGUUUUGUUUUGUUUUGUUUUUUUGCCAGCAGUCAAUCUGAAAACAAUGGGAAGGGCGCGCUGUGGUUCUUGAGGGGCCUUAUAGUCUAUUUUUAGUCUAGAUGUGUUUUGUUUAUAAAUUCCCAAGGAAUUGUCAACACUUUGGUGACACCUAAUGGAUUCUUUUUGAAAUUCCAAGGUGCUUCAUUUCUUUGCCUCUUAAGUGAACUGUGCCUUCGAUUGCAUUUCGGUUCCCCUCUUGGUGUGGCACUUGUGACUUCUGAGGGAACACCCGUCCUGUUAGAGGCGGGCGUAGGUGGCGGUUAUGCCGGGGCCACGCGUGCUACUGAGACAAUCAUAUCUUCCUGCGCUUUGUAAGGAGAGGUGGGGGAGUAGAACUAGCUAUAAAAUAUGUAUGGCACGUCUUGUUGAAUUUUGCAUGUAACUUCUUUUUAGUGCAUCGAUGAGGUUUUAGUGACACUGUCAUCCAACACUUUUACCUUUGUUGUUCAGGGAACGCCGUCAUGAGUUUUAUACUGGUUUUACUAUUCAGACUGUGGCUUGGGUGGGAGUGUGCUGUUAUCAACCACCUGGUCUUUUAAUCGCCCAUCCCGUAAGCUUAUAGUUUGUGAAGCUUCUGUUUCUCAGAUUAAGACACUGUUAGAACCUAAAGUAGUAGCGGAUGGCUAUCUGUGGGGGGUGGGGGGAUUUUUUUUCCCUUUUUUUUUUUUUUUUUUUAAACUUGAAGUAGAUUGUCUAAAACAGACAUCCUUAUUGUAGGACCCAGAACCUCGCUCAUUGUUGUGCGCACUACCAUUUGCAAUUUGGAAGACUUGCUGUGUUGAAAUUCUGUCCGUACGCAGCUCUUUGAAUACUGAUGUUUUCUCCCAAACAGUGGGUCCCGCAGCAGCAUUUUCGUGGGUGAAAGAAGAAAGGCCACCAAGGCCAAAGAUUUAAAAAAAAUCAUUGUACAAAUUCUAACGUUAAACUGAGCUUUGCUGUAAUACUGUUUUCUCUGCAGCAUGCGAUGGUACAGGAAUGUUGUUAAAUGAAGGGCGGAGUACUACGGGGGAGCAUUUUAAAUCGCAGAAGUAAAAAAGUUAUAAUAUUUAUAAUUUUGAUGAGUUUAUUUUUAUAGGGAAGGUUUUUCUUCCCUACAGUUUCUGGAAUGGCAAAUUGUUUCCAUUAUUAAAAGUCGAAGUUUUUAGCUGA
Messenger RNA from Hyaena hyaena (striped hyena), 3480 nucleotides. RefSeq names its product Ras association domain family member 3 (gene RASSF3). Gene Ontology annotation, biological process: signal transduction. Gene Ontology annotation, cellular component: cytoplasm. The transcript has 5 exons. The record is from RefSeq and is a predicted model, not a curated record. Bases 168 to 884 code for a protein of 238 amino acids. Lineage: Eukaryota; Metazoa; Chordata; Mammalia; Carnivora; Hyaenidae.